CUUGUAGGAGCUCGCUGCAGCUGCAACGCGGUGGAGGAGUGGGAGGAGGAAUUCCGCAAUGUGCGCAGGGCCUGGCAGCCAUAUGGUGGCCCCUAAGGGUGGUGCCAAUGGUGGUGGCACAAGCCUCGGGCCAGAACUUUACCUUCCGCCUCAGUCGUCAACUGCUUAGCGGCCAGGACACACAUCUAGUCAGCGGAAUAAAUCAGCGCCAGUCGAAGUAGCCAAGAUGAUACCGCAGAGCGAGAGCCCUCAGACCCAGGAUACCUACGUCAAGGAAUCCCAGUUUUCCGAGCAUUGCGGCCAGAGUCGUUGUGGGCAGGCCCAAACUGCCUUCGAGGUUUACCAGAGACUCGUGGACCGAUUACAAAUCCAUCCACAAGAAAUGGGCAAACAACCGAACAGAAACGAGCUGGAGAGGCAAAUCUGGCUAGCCAGCUUCACGGGAAGGCCGCUACAAUAUCAAUGCUAGUUCAAUCCAGCCAAAAAACCUUUGUUAAAGAUUUAUGUACAUCAAAAAAUAAUUGCAAUAUGUUAAUGUAUACCUAGUUGAUAGUAAAAUGUAUUCACUCCCUGAAAGUAAAAAGAAUAAACGACUUUUUCUUU
Molecule: messenger RNA, 603 nt
Organism: Drosophila biarmipes
Lineage: Eukaryota; Metazoa; Arthropoda; Insecta; Diptera; Drosophilidae
Gene: VepD
Product: ventrally expressed gene D protein
Exons: 2
Coding region: 227-469 (80 amino acids)
Source: RefSeq, a predicted model, not a curated record